GUCAAUCAGUUCAGUGGAUUUUAACCUUCAGUUUGAGCAGUUUCCUGACUGCAGCUGGAAUCUGUCGCGUCUCAUCCUGGUCUUUGUCUGUGAGUCUAUGUUUUUUGGUUGGGCCCUGGAAACAUGAGGCAUCUGCAGCUGCUUCUACUGGGGCUUCUGGCCCUGCACCGGAGCCUUUGCUUUGAGUUUGUGAUAGAUGGAGAAUGGGAAGACGAGCUGGAUCUCAAGCGGAGACACAAGAGAGCGAUAUUGACCAGCGAGGAGCAGGAAGACUUUGAGGCUGUCCGUGGAGAGGACAUCACAGUCAAGAGCUACAAAGUGGAGAGUCGGAUCACAUCGCGAUUCGCUCACACGACGGUGAGGAGUUCGGUGGUCAACUCUGGCGCCAACGCCCAGAGCAUCGGCUUUAAUGUCCAGAUCCCCAAAAGGGCCUUCAUCACCAACUUCACCAUGAAUGUGAACGGUAUCACGUUUGUGGGCUCUGUGAAGGAGAAAACAGUGGCUAGGAACCUGUAUGCUCAGGCCAGAGCCCGAGGCAAGGCAGCAGGCAUCGUCAGGGCAAACUCGCAGGACAUGGAGACAUUUAAGACAGAAGUCCAUGUUCCUCCGGGCAGCAACAUUGAGUUUGAACUCCACUACCAAGAGAUGAUGCAGAGGAAGUUGGGUUUCUAUGAGCACUCGCUUCAUCUUCAGCCCGGGAGACUAGUACCUCAGUUCCAGGUGGAUGUCUACAUCUAUGAACCAAAGGGAAUCUCCAAGGUAGAAACACCAACCAGCCUGGGUGAGAAGCUUGCUGGGCAGAUCAGAGUCACCCACACCAAAGACAAGGCUCACAUCGUCUUCAAGCCAAACCUCCAGCAGCAGAGGAAGUGUGAAAACUGCACAGAGAGUGCUGUUGAUGGAAUGUUGACUGUCAGAUAUGAUGUGAACAGAGACAGCAAUGCUGGCGAGCUGCAGGUGUCUGAUGGUCAUUUUGUGCAGUUUUUUGCUCCCUCCAACCUCUCACCUCUUCCCAAGAAUAUUGUGUUUGUCAUAGAUGUCAGUGGGUCCAUGUGGGGUGUCAAGAUGAAACAGACAGUGGAAGCGAUGCAAGCUAUCUUAGAUGACCUGACCAUAGACGACCACUUCAGCAUCAUCGACUUUAACCACAAUGUACGCUGCUGGAGCGAAGAUCUGGUGCCUGGCUCCUCUUUGCAGGUCAAGGACGCCAAAGAAUACAUCAAGAACAUCAAACCUAAUGGAGGAACAAACAUCAAUGAGGCCCUGAUUAGGGCGGUGCAGAUGCUGGUGAGGGCGUCCAAUCAGGGACUGAUCGACCCUCGCUCGGUCUCCAUGAUCAUCCUGGUGUCUGAUGGUGACCCCACCGUGGGGGAAAUCAAGCUCAGCAACAUCCAGAAGAAUGUGAAGAAGAUCAUGAGGGAAGAGUUUUCUCUUUUCUCUCUGGGUAUUGGCUUUGAUGUGGACUAUGACUUCCUGGAGAGGAUCGCUAUGGAGAAUAGAGGAAUGGCCCAGAGGAUCUUUGCUAACCAUGAUGCAGCGCAGCAGUUGCGGACGUUCUACAGCCAGGUGUCUUCCCCUUUGCUGAGGAGGAUAACAAUCCAGUUCCCAGAAGACACGGUGUCAGAUGUCACGCAGAACCGUUUUGACAAGUACUUUGGUGGAUCGGAGCUUGUGGUGGCUGGGAGGGUUUUGCCUUCCGACAGCAACACGCUGACCAGCUUCACCACCGCCUCUGCUGCUAGUAUGGACCUCACCCUGGAAACGGAGACUGACACCACAGAGCUGGACAUGGAACUGGCCAAGCACCAGCACUCGUUCACAGGCUUCGCCCGGCAGAUGUGGGCGUAUAUCACCAUCAAGCAGCUGAUCAGUGAGCGGUCUCUGGCUCCAACUGCGCCCAAAAAGAGAAAGAUCACUCAGAAGAUCCUGACACUGGCCAUGGAGCAUCAGUUUGUCACCCCGCUCACUGCUCUGCUGGUGGAGAGUGAAGAUGCCAAAGAGAGGCUGCUGGCUGACUCCCCGAAGGACCCCAAAAAUGGCUGCUGCCCUGGGAUGAUUGCCGGCGGAGGCAUAGCUCCCUCUGGAGUAUCACCUGUGCGUGUGGUCUACCAGCCUCCUCCCUGGGUCCAGCAGACCACACCAGUCCCGCCCAGUCCUGUAGAGAAGGGCCCAGAGGAGUGGGCGGUGCCAAAGCAGGUCAACUUAGUGGACAAUGACCCACACUUCAUCAUCCACUUACCCAGCAGCAAUAUGGACGUCUGCUUCAACAUUGACUCCAAACCAGGCCACAUUCUCAACCUGGUGUCUGAUGCUGGAACAGGUUUGGUGGUGAAUGGCCAGCUGAUCUCCUCCAGAAAGGUGGUAGGUAACAAGCUGAGCACCUACUUUGGCACAAUCUCCAUCUACUACCAACCCGAUGGGUUCAGCAUCAUCAUCAGCACUGACAGCAUCAGCAUGAGCGAUGGCACGGACAGCCACUCCUUCACCUGGGGGGCCACGGCUGAAAUCCGACAGGAUGGCCUGAGGAUUUCUAUCGUGAAGGACUCUCAUGUGACGGUGACAAUCAAUGAAAACGUCCAGGUGAUGGUUGUGCUUCACCGUGUCUGGAAGAAAAAUCCACUGAAUGUCGACUUCCUCGGCAUUUAUGUUCCCAAUGAGAACCAGUACUCCCCGCUGGUCAACGGAAUCAUUGGGCAGUUCUCUCGGGAGCCUGAAGUAAGCGUGUAUGACGUCCAUGAAGGAGCCGAUCCUCUAAAGAAGCAGGCCACCAUGGUGGUGAAGGGCAACAAGCUACUCGUAACAAGGGGUUGGCAAAAAGACUACAGACGGGACAAGCGGCGUGGCUCGAACAUCUAUUGUUGGUUCAUACACAACAGUGGGAAAGGUUUUAUCGAUGGCCACUACACUGACUACAUCGUCCCAACUCUCAACAGCUUCCUUCAGACAUCGUAAACACGCACAGCUGCUAGUCUGGUACUUUGUGUAUCAUCUUUCCAUGUUUGUAACCACCUGCCAUUCAAGGGGCACACAGAAUGGUUUUGUUGAUAAAUUUAUUCAAACCAUGAUCAAAAAGGAUUGUUCUGAUCAAUUCAAUUCUCAAUAAAAAAAAACAAAAACCCAAAAAUUGACAAAAAUUA
Molecule: messenger RNA, 3137 nt
Organism: Synchiropus splendidus (mandarinfish)
Lineage: Eukaryota; Metazoa; Chordata; Actinopteri; Syngnathiformes; Callionymidae
Gene: itih2
Product: inter-alpha-trypsin inhibitor heavy chain 2
Exons: 21
Coding region: 124-2952 (942 amino acids)
Biological process (GO): hyaluronan metabolic process
Molecular function (GO): serine-type endopeptidase inhibitor activity
Source: RefSeq, a predicted model, not a curated record